Messenger RNA from Rhea pennata, 3239 nucleotides. It is a transcript of the gene LOXL1, whose product is annotated as lysyl oxidase like 1. Gene Ontology annotation, molecular function: copper ion binding; protein-lysine 6-oxidase activity. NCBI's taxonomy places the organism in Eukaryota, Metazoa, Chordata, Aves, Rheiformes, Rheidae. Gene Ontology annotation, biological process: collagen fibril organization; peptidyl-lysine oxidation. The record is from RefSeq and is a predicted model, not a curated record. The coding region runs from base 158 to 1852 and encodes 564 amino acids. The transcript is spliced from 7 exons.
GCCCGCCGGGGCGGCGGGCCGCGCCGCGCCGGCCGGGAAUGGGCAGCGUUAGCGCUCGCGGGAGGCCUCGGGAAGCCGCGGCGGGUUGAGGAAGCGCUCUGCGGCCGGCAGCGGGCCGCGCCGCCUCGCUAGCGAGCCGCUGGGGCAGCGGGCCGCCAUGCGGCGCGGCUUCUGGGAGCUGUGGGCCGUGCUGGGCUGCGGGCUGGCGCUGCUGGCGCGGGCGCAGCGGGCGCCGGGCGGCGGCGGCGAGCCCUGGCGCCAGCUGAUCCAGUGGGAGAACAACGGCCGGGUCUACAGCCUGCUCAACACGGGCUCCGAGUACGUGCCCGCCGGCCACGAGGGGCCCGAGCGCAGCCCCCGCGUGCUGCUGGCCGACGCGGCCCGCCGCCCCGCCGCGAGGCCGCCGGGCAACGUGCGCCGCCAGGCGCCCGCCGUGCCCCUGCGGCCCGGCUCCGACACGGUGCGCGGGCAGACGCGCCACCCUUUCGGCUUCGGGCAGGUGCCCGACAACUGGCGCGAGGGCCCCGUGGGGGACAGCACCGGCUCGCAGCGCCUCCGGCCGCCCGCCGCCCGCCAGCGGCAGGCUUCCUCCUCCUCCUCCUCCUCCUCCUCCUCGGCGGCGGCGUCCUUCGCCUACUCGUCCUUUGGGCAGCCGCCCUACGUGCAGGUGCCCUUCCAGCAGCCGCCCUACGGCAGCCAGCACGAGGGCUACGAAGCGCCGCGCGCCUACGACGAGGCGUACGCCUACUACCGCGGCCCCGGCGGGGCGGCGGCGGCGGCGGCCAGCGCCAGCGUGGUCUACCCCUUCCAGCCCCGGGGCCGCUACGAGGAGUACGGCGAGGAGCAGAGCCCCUACCGAGCCCACGGCUACUACCCGGCCCAGGAGCGGCCCUACGUGCCGGCGGCGCCGCCGGACAGCCUCGACCGCCGCUACUCGCACAGCCUGUACCACGACGCCGGCGAGCAGGACGGCAACGCCGCCGCCGGCGUGCCGGCCAACGCCGCCGAGCCGCCGCCGGGCCAGCGCCCGCCCUACGGCAACGUGCCGGCCGAGCCGUACGCGCCGCAGCCGCCGUUCCGCCAGCUGGAGCCCUACGGGGCUCCUCGGCCCGAGCCCUUCCUGCCCGCGAGGAGCCCCGAGGUGCCGCAAGCGCUCCCCGACGGCCACGCCGCCGGCCAGCCCCGGCUCAGCGUGGGCAGCGUCUACAGGCCCAGCCCGAACGGACGGGGCCUCCCAGACUUGGUGCCAGAUCCAAACUAUGUCCAGGCCUCCACCUACGUCCAGAGAGCUCACCUGUACUCCCUGCGCUGCGCUGCGGAGGAGAAGUGCCUGGCCAGCACCGCCUACACCGCCGAGGCCACGGACUACGACGUGCGGGUGCUGCUGAGGUUCCCGCAGCGGGUGAAGAACCAGGGCACGGCGGACUUUCUGCCCAGCCGUCCCCGGCACAGCUGGGAGUGGCACAGCUGUCACCAGCACUACCACAGCAUGGAUGAGUUCAGUCACUACGACCUCCUGGAUGCCACCACGGGGAGGAAGGUGGCCGAGGGCCACAAGGCCAGCUUCUGCCUGGAGGACACCACCUGUGACUUUGGGAACCUAAAGCGCUAUGCCUGCACUUCACACACCCAGGGCUUGAGUCCAGGUUGCUACGACACCUACAACGCUGACAUCGACUGCCAGUGGAUCGAUAUAACAGAUGUGCAACCAGGGAAUUAUGUCCUAAAGGUCCAAGUGAACCCCAAAUAUAUCGUCCUGGAGUCUGACUUCACAAACAAUGUGGUGAGGUGCAAUAUUCACUAUACCGGCCGCUACGUUGCCACAACAAACUGCAAAAUUUCCCAAUCUUGAUCUGAGCAGGGCUGGAGGGAUGCCACCUGCCCCAGCCUCCCAAGCUCUGCUACCCUCUCGAGAAAGCAUGUGAGAUGUCCUCCUCUGCGACACAGGGGGCCGCAGGGCCCAUCGGCUGGUUCUCCAGCCUGCAGCUCCUCGAGACCAAAAAUAGAAACCACCAAAAAGCCAUUGCUUAGUGUCGAAACGAGUGAAAUGAGAGUGACUUCUAAAUAUUUUUAUACUUUACUUUUCUUUAAUCUUCAUUGUUUUUGUUUUCCAUUUCCUCAUGAAAGCCAAUGAUAAAUUUUAGUUGGAAUAAAGGAAGGGUUGUUAUUUGGCAAGCCAGGCCGGUAUGCUGUAGAUCACAUUUAGCAAUAGAAAGCUCUGUAGCCUAAACCAUGCCCUUCUGCAUUUCUUGGGGAAAGGGGGAAUGGGAGGUCUCUAGCAAUGCUGUAAACCCCAUACCACCUCCUCGAGGUAAAAAGCCAGCUGUGAUUUGGGGUACUUCACUGGCAGAGCUGCCAAAUCCCAGUUGUCUUCUGCUGGAGGCUGGGAAACUCCUGGGCCAUUCCAAGGUGCUUGGCCCAAACAGAGCGUCCGCUCUCGGCGUUUGCAACAUCACGAUGUUAUAGUUGUUAUCGUGCUUUCAGCGCAGCCAUGACCAAGACCUCAAUGGGCAGAUGCUUUCUGGAAAUGCCACAGAGCCAGCUCUCGUCCACAGAAGUCACCCCAAAGCAAGGUGCUGUCUCUGCUAGCCAGAGCUUUCCCCUUCUCGGAGCUGUCUCUGGCCUGCAGCGGUGCUAGUGUAGAUAAGAGCCAAAGCAGCCAGGCGAUUUAAUGUAUAUUCAGUCACCUGGGAAUCUGGUCGGCUUAACAGGGGCUUGCUCCUUCUGUUCUGUUUUUAAAAAUGGGGAAGGGCUUCCAGGCCCUUCACGUGACUGGAAAUCUGUUUUAUUAUUAUUAUUUUCACAAGCUUUAAAACCUGAAAUCAUUAAAACACAUUGCUUUUGACGGUUUGUUUUUUUACCUGAGGCAAAGCCUUUCCGGGCAGUGUCCUGAUCCCCCCGGUGCCAGCUCUGUGGGGAGUAAGGGCAUGAGAUACCAAAAUGCAACGAAAGCAAGGACCAAAGUGCCUAGCAAGGUCCUGCUGCCUUCCCAGCCUGGAGUAAGAGAAGCAGGGAGAGGGCUGAGAUGGGCAAGUACAUAACAGGAAAGGUGAACCUGGUGUUAGCACCCUUAGACCAUUGGCAGGGGCUUCCAGGCUUUGGCUUGCAAGGGAUGUGGUUCAGUCCUGGAAAGACCCACCCGUGAUCCAUGAUGGGUGUCCUGCUGCUUGCGGGUGACACAGCACCUUCUUCUUCCAUGAGCUGAUAACUGAAAUAAAAUCCUUUUCCCAUGGCGAUAA